Messenger RNA from Penicillium expansum, 1845 nucleotides. Its product is annotated as putative mRNA splicing protein (Prp39). Gene Ontology annotation, biological process: mRNA 5'-splice site recognition; RNA processing. Gene Ontology annotation, cellular component: U1 snRNP; commitment complex; U2-type prespliceosome. The transcript has 5 exons. Bases 1 to 1845 code for a protein of 614 amino acids. The record is from RefSeq and is a predicted model, not a curated record. Lineage: Eukaryota; Fungi; Ascomycota; Eurotiomycetes; Eurotiales; Aspergillaceae. Gene Ontology annotation, molecular function: protein binding.
AUGGCCGACUAUCAGUACGGAGGCUCCGAAGAGGAGAAUGCGGAGAUUAGAAAUCUCGAGACAGAGCUGCUUGAUGAUCCCGACAACUUUGAAACCUGGGAGAAGCUGGUUCGCGCCGCGGAGGCCCUUGAGGGUGGAAUAAAUCGUAAUUCCAGCCCCCAGGCUAUCACAACCGUCCGCUCGGUUUAUGAUCGCUUCCUCGCCAAGUUCCCUUUGCUCUUUGGGUACUGGAAGAAGUAUGCCGACCAAGAGUUCUCUAUCACCGGCACUGAGGCCGCUGACAUGGUUUAUGAACGAGGCAUUGCUAGCAUCUCGCCAUCCGUUGAUCUUUGGACCAACUAUUGCUCGUUCAAGGCGGAGACUUCGCACGAUUCCGAUAUCAUUCGAGACUCGCGAAAGUUCUCGUGGUGCCGGUCACAUGUUUUCUGGAUAUUUCAAUAUCCAGCCAGUCUCAUUGUUGAUGGGCUUUUUGAACGGGGUGCGAGCAGUGUGGGUCUUGAUUUCCUUUCCCAUCCCUUCUGGGAUAAGUACAUUGAGUUCGAGGAGCGGGUUGAGGCCCACGACAAGAUUUUUGCUAUUCUUGGACGUGUUAUCCAUAUCCCCAUGCACCAGUAUGCUCGCUACUUCGAACGGUACCGUCAGACCGCGCAGACCCGCCCCUUGUCCGAGCUCGCGCCAGCAGAGACCAUGACCGCAUUCCGCACUGAGAUUGAAUCUGCAUCGUCCCAGCCGGCUCCUGGCGCCAAGGCUGAAGCCGAGAUCGAGCGGGAUCUCCGACUUCGUGUGGACAGUUACCACCUUGAGAUUUUCACGAACACCCAAACCGAGACGACCAAGCGCUGGACUUUUGAAUCGGAGAUCAAGCGUCCCUACUUCCAUGUUACCGAGCUUGAUGAAGGCCAGUUGGUGAACUGGAAGAAGUAUCUCGACUUCGAGGAAGCUGAGGGUUCGUUCUCCCGCACUCAAUUCCUGUAUGAACGGUCCCUGGUUACUUGUGCCCAUUACGACGAGUUCUGGCUCCGAUACGCUCGCUGGAUGGCUGCUCAGCCUGACAAGCAAGAAGAGGUCCGGAUCAUAUAUCAGCGUGCCUCGUACCUCUACGUCCCGAUUGCCAAUCCCACAAUCCGACUCCACUAUGCCUACUUUGAAGAGGUGUCAGACCGUGUGGAUGUGGCAAAAGAUAUCCACAAUGCCAUUCUUAUGCACCUCCCCAGCCAUGUUGAAACCAUUAUCUCACUCGCCAAUAUGUGUCGUCGCCAUGGAGGACUUGAGGCGGCCAUUGAAGUCUACAAGACACAAUUGGAUUCGCCAGAGUGCGAAAUGGCCACAAAGGCUGCUCUCGUUGCCGAGUGGGCCCGCCUUUUGUGGAAGAUCAAGGGUAGCCCUGACGAGGCUCGCAAGGUUUUCCACGAGAAUCAGCAUUACUACCUCGACAGCCGACCCUUUUGGGGAAGCUACCUCGUCUUCGAAAUUGAGCAACCCACCAGCGCGGCUACCGAGUCGGUCCAGUAUGAACGUAUCAAGCAGGUCAUUGCCGACAUCCGAUCGAAGAGCGUUCUGCAAGUCGAUGCUGUCAAGGAACUCGUGCAAAUCUAUAUGACAUACCUUCUUGAGAGGGGCACCAAGGAUGCCGCGAAGGAAUACCUGACCCUGGAUCGAGAAAUCUAUGGCCCUUCAUCCGUGGCUUCUGUUCGGACUGGCGGGAAUGUGGCGGUGCACCCCACCCCUGCAGCCGGACAGUUUGCCUCAGUUGCUCACAUUCAAGCCACACCGGAUGACCCCGCGGCUGCUGCACAGGCAUAUGCCUACUACCAACAGAAUGCAGCGAACGGUGCAACUGCUUGA